GGGAGGAUCCACAAUGGCCCUGGACACUCAGUAUAUGGGGGAGGAGGGUGUAUGAUGUGCACCAUCUUAUUGGGGAGUGUAAUCCUGGGGAACAGGAGUGAGGGACAAGGGGAGUGACCUGGUGAAAGAGGGAGGGCCAGUUUAAAGACUUGAAGGUGCAUUGUUGAGUUGGUCCCCACAAAAGGCAACUGAGUGCUCAGCCCCAAAGGACUGUCUUCUGAGAACCUGAAUCAAGGCGUCUCAGGGAAGUCCUCCCAGGACCAGAAAGAAGGAGGCGUUUGUCCACCAGCUCCUAUCUCCCGCUGGCCAGGCUCCACUGGUGGGUGCACGGUGUGGCCUGUGAGUGUUUCCACCAGGAGAGCAUCAGAAAGAGGAGACACACUGAAGAGAAUGUGUUUUCUCAUGGAAACCCAUUUUCUUUUUGCCCUAUGAGGUGUCCCCCCUCCCUCCCAACACACUUCUGUGUUGCUUCUACGUGGGAGAUGAGGGGCUCCUGCUGUAUCUGGAUCCGGAUCCUUUUUUGUGAAGAGAUUCUUCUAGUUUCUUCUCGCUCAUUUUUUUUUCUAUUGGGUUGUCUGUCUUUUUUGUUACUGAGUUUUAGGAGUUCUUUACAUAUUUUGGAUAAAAAUAUUUUCUGUUACUCAUGUUACCACUAUUUUUUUUCCUGCUCUGUGGCUCUCCCUGACCUAAUAAUAUAUAUAUAUAUAUUUUUAAGGAAUAUAAAUUCUUAAUUUUAGCAUAAUUGAAAUGAUCAAUUUUCCUAUUAUGGUUUGUGCUUCUUGUAUCUGGUUCAAGACUCUUUCUCUACCAGGAGGUCAUAAAGAUGUUCUUCUGUAUUAGCAUAUGAAAGCCUUUCCCAUUUAGACCUAAUUGAUUUUGUCCUAAUGAACGUUUUAAUGUCUAUAUAUUUGCCGCUCGCACUCACUCACGCUCGCUCGCUCGCGCCCUCUCUCUCUCUCUCUCUCUCUCUCUCUCUCUCUCUCUCUCGUGUGUGUGUGUGUGUGUGUGUGUGUGUGUCUAAGAGACACAGAGAAACAUGAUUAGAUAAGAUGCUGUGUGGAGAGUGGAGAACAGGGAGCAUUGGAGACAGGGGGCACUUGCUCUAGUCUGGGAGGGACAUCAUGGUGGCUUUGACUUGAAUAGUGAGGGUGGCAACAGUGAGAAAUGGGUGUGUUCAGUGGAUAUUUAGGAGGGAAAUGAAUGUGACUUGGGGAUGAGUUAAAUAUGGAGGAGGGGCUGAGGACGACCCCUAGUGACGCUUUUUCUGCUGCUUCGCCUGCUGCCUUCACUUUCUCUCUCUUAUUUCUCUAUUUCCUUGCUUCUCUGUUCAGUUUCUACUUCCUUCUCCCUUCUCCUGACUCAGCUUCCCCUCUGGGCUUCCUUUGGCGUCACUGCUGUUGCAGAUGGCUGACUCUGCACACAGAGCCAUAGCAGUUUUCCCAAGAGAGUCUGACUGAGCCGGGUAUUCACCAUGAUUCCUGCUUGCGUAGGACUGCCACAGCCCGGCCUCUCACACACUGUGGCUCUGCACACAUGGUGGCUGCCUGGGUGGCCCCUUCAUCAUGGCCUGGGGCCGCUGUGAUGGGAUCCCGGAAUUGGGAGCAGAGCCUCUCUUGAUGGAUGCGUCCUAAGGGUAGCUCUCUCUGUGGUGGCUUUAAGGAAGACAGCUCCCCUCAGAAGGAGGCUGUGAGCAGCUGGGACGUGGUGUAUUCUGUGAAUACAGAGGAGCAUUAGAAAGAGAAGAUACAUUGAAGAGAACAGAUUUUUUUUUUUGCUGAACCCCAUUUUUCUUUCAUAAUGUCUAAAUUAUGAACUUGCUUUCUAAAACACAUAUUUAUAAUAGAAAUUUCUCAUGACUCUUAAAGCAACUGAAGAUAGCAAAUGUAACAUUUGAAGGUGGUCUCCAACACAGUUUCAUUAUUAAUAGUAUACCAUUCAAAGCUUUGACUCUGAGAUUUUUUUUCAUGCAUAAGCCAUAAAUUUGAAUUGACAGUCCUAUUAAUGAUGGAAUGCAGUUAUGUAUGUUUAUGGUAAAAGAACCAACUGGAUAUUUUUUGAAGCUCAUUAUAGGCAAAGUGUAUUGAAACAGUAGUCAUAGAGAAUGAAAACAGGCCUUGAUGUCACGUUCAGUAAAACAUGUCAGAGGUGAGGUUUCAGAAAGUGCUUCAGUGAAAUACGAGGGGAAGGUGUGGAGUUGCAAGGGGUUUCAUUUAGACACAAAGCUCGUGUAUUAAUAUUUUCAUUGAUUUAUUUUCAUGCCAAUAUGUUCUGACAUAAAUAUGGUGAUCUAUAAUGCAUCGGCCAUAAAAGUCAACAUUAUUUUUAAAGCUGACUCAGGGAAAUAAAACCUCAUUGUUAGUGCUAUAUAUACGGUAUAUUACUGUGUAGAAAAUUAACCUCUCCUGUCCUGCUCCCAAGGAAGCUAAAUAAGAGGGAUGCAUUUUAAUAGCCACUGACCCUUGUUGCAUGCUUCCUGGCUAAUCUCCAGUGUGCAGUGGGACUGGCCCACAGUGUGAUGUACAGAGCAAUGCAUAGUCAUUGUUCCAGGAUAGAUUCUGCCCAGAAUGAAAGCAAAUCAGCGAACAUCUCCACAUUUUAGAGGAUCAAAAUGCCUGUGAGACUCUCCUGAUAGCUGUUGUGGAGACAUAAUUUAUGUCUUUCAUAUGAGAGCAACAGUGAGACUAGGAGCAGUGUGGAGGCCCUAAAACAGAGAGGACACGUGGGGACGGUGUCAGCUGUGGAUGGUCACAGAGAAGAGACUUGGUCUGGAAUGCCAGAGGCAGGGAGCACACCCCAGGGCUCUGCCCAGGCCAAUCACAACAGUGAUGUGGCCUUCAGUGAAAUGACUCUAUGAAAUGAAAGGCAAGCCAAGGAGAACUUAACUUAGCAAUGUAGGAGAGAAUGCUAAUGACACUUGUGCAGAUUUGGAUGACUUCUUCCACUAAGUUUCAGAACAGAACAAGUUUGCUGAAAAUAACAAAAUACUGAGAAUUUUAGAGCUAGAGGGGUAAUCAUUUGAUAGAUAAGGAAUCUGUUAAACCCCAAGGGAUUAAGUCGGCGGUUUGUCCAAGGAGAUACAGCUGGUUAGUGGCUGAGCUGUUUCUGAAGUCCAGAUCUCCCAAUUCUCUGUCCAGGGCUCUUUUUGCUCCAUUUAAUCAAUUAGGAGCCAUGAAUGAUAAUACACAUACUUGGAGGAUAUUCUACAGAACUACCUGAAUCUGGUUUCCAACCCACCACUGCUUUGAAGCUGAUCUCACCAAGGCUCCUGAUGGCCCCCACAUUGCCAGAUUCUCUGGGUACUUUACUGACACAGUUUAAACCUCUCAUCAGAAUAUGCUGCAGUCUCGCUCCCUGUGUCACCCACCUUGGCUUGAGCUCUCCUGCUGGAUCUCCCUGGGGCCCAGCUCCACACCUGCUUCCUUUCCACGACUGUGCUUGUUCUCAAGGUGAUUUCAUCCGGCCCACCGGGAAAGGAGAAGCUGGACAAGACCAAGGCAUAACCUCCCAAGAUGGAAGAUUCGGCACCAUCAGUUACUGGAAAAGAGAACAUACAGUGGGCUGUGAAGAUUGCAUUGAAGGUGUUUCUGCUCAGAUGGGAUUGCUCUGCCAACAUGAUGGAUGUGUGGGGCUGCGUCUCAGACACACCUGUGCUCAGCUGUACUGGCACUUUCCUCCCUCCAGCCUGUCCUGUUGCUAUCCCAUGGGCUGAGGACACAGUCAUGCAGGUGUCUGUGCAGCUGACCAUGGAUGGCACAAGCAGGCAUUAUUCUGGUGUCUGGUCUGGGCUCAUUACAGAGACUUAUUACUUGGUCUUUGGGAGUUAAGACACACACACACACACAC
This is a messenger RNA of Vicugna pacos (alpaca), 3843 nucleotides long. Lineage: Eukaryota; Metazoa; Chordata; Mammalia; Artiodactyla; Camelidae. The record is from RefSeq and is a predicted model, not a curated record.